CACAGGGGGAUUUCGGGUCCAAUCGUCAGCACACGGUACCAGCUGAUCAUCCCUCCACCCCUCCUCCCCCGCUUCAUUGGUACCUGACCUGCCGUAUAAAAAGCAGACGAGGCGUUUCCCUUGUAUCACGCAGCUCUGUAUUUGGGAACGUGUAAGAAGAAAGCGAAGAGACAAAAUGGCUCUACCACCCACCGAGAUCAACCCUGAGAUGCUGAACAAACUGCUGGAAAAAUUUGGUGUUUCCAACAGUAAAUUUGAGGAUGUCUUGGGUUUGGAACCGUCCGAUGUAAAGGCAUUUACCAAACCAGUCUAUGCUCUGCUGCUGAUCUUCCCACUAACAAAAAAGCAUGAAGAAUUCAGAAAUGAGCAAGUUAAGAAACAGAAGGACAAAAAGCUGGACUCCAAAGUGUAUUUCAUGAAGCAGACCCUUGAAAACCUUAGUGGCAUUGUUGCCCUGAUCCAUUCUGUAGCUAAUAACAAAGAUUCAGUGAGUUUUGGUGACAAUUCAUCAUUGAAGAAUUACAUUGGUGCAUCUGCUGAUGCUUCACCUGAUGAAAGGGGAAAACUGUUGGCGAAAAAUGAGGCCUUGUUGUCAGAUUACAAGUCUGUUGCGGCUGAGGGCUUUGUCAGGCCAGAGGGAGGUGAGCACUGCAAUGUCAUGGUGCUUGUUGCUGUGAAUAAGCACAUCUAUGAGCUUGAUGGACAAAAUGAACGUCCUAUUGACCAUGGUCCAUUGUCUGAUGAACACUUUCUGGAGAAUGCAGUUAAAGUUUGCAAACGGUACACUGAACAGGCAAAAGAUGAAGUGCGUUUUUCAGCUGUGGCUCUUGUCAAGGAUGCAUAAUCUUAAUGUCGAGCUUCUCAUGGUUCUGUUAAUAAUGCACCUUUGUUUAUCUGACACUUAAGCUUCUUAGCUGAUUCACCUGUUAGCCACUCCAAAAAAUGCUUUUCAAACUGAUCACCUACCUAUGAAAAAUGUGCCUGCCUUGUGGUUGUUUUGCACUUCUGUUCUGUAGUUGUACUAAAUAAAACUAUUU
Nanorana parkeri is the source of this 1037-nucleotide messenger RNA. It is a transcript of the gene UCHL1, whose product is annotated as ubiquitin C-terminal hydrolase L1. The record is from RefSeq and is a predicted model, not a curated record. Gene Ontology annotation, biological process: ubiquitin-dependent protein catabolic process; protein deubiquitination. Gene Ontology annotation, molecular function: cysteine-type deubiquitinase activity. Gene Ontology annotation, cellular component: cytoplasm. Lineage: Eukaryota; Metazoa; Chordata; Amphibia; Anura; Dicroglossidae. The coding region runs from base 176 to 844 and encodes 222 amino acids. The transcript is spliced from 9 exons.